AUGGAGUCUGAUGCGUUUCGGGAUGGAUGUAUCCCCAUUAACUAUCCGUUAUAUCCUACGGUGUUGAUGUGGGAGACUUCGGUGUCUUCCAGGUUCGAGGCCGCAAAUCAAGGAUAUGACAUCACGUACAUUGACCACUCCUUACUGUGCCGUUACGACCAGAUAAGUAGGGGACCACCACAUCAACCGCUGUGCUCUAUUGCCCCUCUCAAUCUGCAGCGUGCACGAUACGAUAUCGCCCCAGAUUAUGAGGCAAGCCCCAAGAUUGAAUGGAGUCCAAAGCUAAUUUCACAACUAUGUAUAGGCAUUACCCCCAUAGUUCCAGCCAAAAAGCGUAUAGACAAAGGAGAUAUGGAGUCGAAGAACAUGACUUUAAAAACAUCCGAACGAAUCAACGUGGAGGCGAACAGAAGCGAAUUAUGUCGUCAACUGACAACUCCCAUCAAGACAGUGGUCUAUCUCGCGAAAGAAGGCGAGUGUGACCCCGGCAAAAAAAGGAAAUAA
Messenger RNA from Aspergillus niger, 504 nucleotides. RefSeq lists its product as hypothetical. The transcript has 5 exons. The record is from RefSeq and is a predicted model, not a curated record. Lineage: Eukaryota; Fungi; Ascomycota; Eurotiomycetes; Eurotiales; Aspergillaceae. Bases 1 to 504 code for a protein of 167 amino acids.